Molecule: messenger RNA, 8553 nt
Organism: Lodderomyces pseudojiufengensis
Lineage: Eukaryota; Fungi; Ascomycota; Pichiomycetes; Serinales; Debaryomycetaceae
Gene: TEL1
Product: DNA-binding protein kinase
Exons: 1
Coding region: 1-8553 (2850 amino acids)
Biological process (GO): protein phosphorylation; DNA damage checkpoint signaling; DNA repair
Cellular component (GO): nucleus
Molecular function (GO): protein binding; protein serine/threonine kinase activity
Source: RefSeq, a predicted model, not a curated record
AUGUCAACUUUGGACUUGCCAAAUCUAGCAGAUUUAUUGCAAUCAACAAAAGUCAAAGAUAGAAAUGAUGCAUUAACUCAAUUAGAAAUAGUAGCAGUAUCAAAUUAUAAAUUGUCACUGAAACAAUUACGUGAAUUAACAACCGCCAUUUUCAAUUUCAUAAAUCAUGACUCAAAAUUAUUCGUUAAUGGAAUAGCUAAUAACAGCUCAAAAAUUCAAUCCGUAGAGUCAAGAUUAAAUAGAGCCAGUUAUUAUUUAAGACUUUUGAUUGAAAAAUCCAUAAAUUACAAGUUGAAUGUAAAAUAUAAAGUAUAUUUAGACAUUUGCUUUAAAAUUAAAGAUUCAUUUUAUCUACAGAAUGAAUUAAUUGCUCCCUGCUCCGUUGACUUUGCAAUAAUAACUUCAACAAUAAUCAAUGUUAAAUAUGUGAGUGACCAUUUCACGAAUAAGGAUUGGUCAACUUUAUACUUUUUUAUAAUCGCAGUCAUUGAUCGAAUUUUGGAGGGUGGUAAAUUGAUGACCAAUAACGGAUUGAAUGAUAAAUUAUUAGUUGAGUUUUGGACAGCAUUGAAAUACUUACUACAAUGUGAUGAUUCGACUGCCCAUACUCAAUUGUUUGAAGAUGAAAAGUAUUUUAAAAUGUUGCCAUUGUUGGAUAAGACAAUCAAGUGUUUUAACAAGGAAAAUUUGCUUCAUAUCACACUAUUCGUUGUUAUAAAUAAACUCAUUACUUUACUAGCUACAACUGAUUUUAAAUAUGUCCAUAGGUUAAUUAAAUUAGGUCUCAAAAUGAUGGUCAUUUCACAUAAAACUCAUUGGGAAAAGCUUCAAGAUCAAUUUUUGAUUUUCAUAAAUUUAGGUUCUACUCAUAACUUCAUCAAUUUAGAUAACCUACCAAAAAUCGUUGGUGAUAAAGAAAUCGAAUUUACAACAGACAUAUUAGAUGAUUCUAUUGAAACACAACAUGAUGAAGAUGAUAAGGAUGUGGUACGCUAUAAUUUAGAAAUAUUAAUAGUUGAGUUGUUAAAAAGUCUACUGUCUAAUCUAACAUCAUUAUCCGUUGACCAUUUGGGACUUACAUUUUCCAAUAGCAACACAACAUGGUUUAAGUUGAAAUCAAUUUUUCUUAAGGGAAAAGAGUGUAGAAGUUGGUUAAAAUACUUGGGCAUAGCCAAACUUUUAAAUUCAUAUUUUGCUUUGAAGAAUAAAGACGUCCUUACAACAUCCCUGACUGAAUCGAGAGGAAGAAAAUCCAAAUUUGAUGUACUCAACAAUUAUUUGACAAUUUCAAGUGAUCCCCUAGAUUUUUGCAAUUUUUUGAUAAUUCAUAAAUCGUCCACUGAAAUUCAAGUCUUAGGGUUACAAUUGCUUGUGUUUUACCUCGAGAGUCACUCCAUUGAAAAAGAUAAGAUCAAUCAAAGAGAGCCUAAUGUUGAGACUGUUCAAUCAACCGAAGUUACGAAUACUACCUUUGAUUUCACGUUGACCAACAUCAUCGAUAAGGACGUGGAUUUGCAAACUGUUUUACAACAUUCAUUAGCGGUUGCAGAUAGUGAAGUUAGUAAAAAAUGGGUUUUGUUGUUGGGAAGAAGCAUAAUAUCCGAGAACUACAUUAAUUUGUUUAAAUCUACUGAUAAAAAUAACUUUUUAUGUCGAUUGUUAAAAAUUUCAUUAGUUGAACUCAACAAAGAAAAUUAUAAUAUCGCUUGCGAUUUGAUAUUUUUAAUCAUCAUGGAAUGCAAGUCAAACUUGAAUAAGAUUAUUGAUAAUUCAAUCAUUACUCAAAUUAUAACCAUUAUUGAUUUUGCAGAGGUCAGUGGUCCUUUAAACCUUUGUAACGAGAGCUUCAAGUUUUGGUAUGCUGUUAAUAAGAUUUUAAUUGAAUUAAAUGUGAAUAGGAGGAAUACUCUUUCGCAAAAAAUUGACGAUUGGAUAAUUGCAAAAUGGGAUGGUACAUUCAAACCUAGCUUUGAUAUUUUAUCUUCUGCAUGUCAUAUACCUGAAUUUUUGAAGUGGUUAUCAGGUAAUUCUUUCCAAUUUGACAACUUGUAUGAACAGUUUGAUUUAUAUGAUGACAUUUUUAAUUCACCAAUGUAUAUGCAAAAUCUAAAUAUUCAGUUGGAGUCAUUCAUAACAUUAGAAACACGCUUGAGUAAUGUUAAAUCUUUUUCAUACAUGAUAGAUUCGAUCACUCCCACCCAAACUUUCAAAUUUUACACACGUUUACAGGAAACUUUUCAGCUGAUGAACACGGGAAACAAACAGUACUAUAGUCUAUUAGAGUGGUUAAUUAUACUACUGGAGUUGGUGUCAAUCUUUAAUCAACCAUCACAGCUGGAUUUGGUUGAGAUCUUGAAAUAUCAAUUGCUAGUAGGUGUUGAAUCUUUCAUAACGCUAGAUUUGGAUUCCGAUGAGUCCUUACUGAUACUUAAUAUACUCACAAAAUCUUCCAAUAUUGUUAAAAAUUUUUUGAAGAAAAUGACCACAUUCCCAUUGGAGACGAUUUUAAAGUCAAUUGAACCUGUUUAUUUUUUUGACAACAAAAGAAAUACUGCUAAAAGACUAUAUGAUGGUGACGAGUUAAAUAAUGAAUUUGCUGUUAUUCGUGAAAAUAGUUGUACACCCACUAAUGAAACGGUACAAAAUUGUUCAUACAUUAUACUUUCACACGAGUUUAAACCAAUAGAUCAAUUUCUUCAGAUCAAAUUAACUAGUCUACAAUCUACUGACUUAUCUCAAACUGAUGUACUAAAUCAAAUGAUCUCAACAAUAGAAUAUUUGAAAGAUGAAUAUUUUUUACAAGCCCUAUGGUACAUAGUAGAAUCAGUCUUACCAAAAAUUGACAUUACAGAAAUACAAGCAUUUCCACUUAUACGGAUUGUAAGAUUAUUUGGAGAACGUUUACUUUCAAAUCAAAAGUUUGAUCGAAAUGAAGUGGUCUUAGUAAUUGUUUCAAAAUUUUUUAUAUUUUUGAUUCCACAUUUGAAAGAUUUAGGAAAUGACUCGCUAACAAAGGACAGCUCAGACAUUAUUAAUUGGUUAUAUGCACUUGGUAAUAAACUUCUAAUCAACACAGAAAUUGCAUCCCUUUUUUAUUUGAAGUUUCUUAUAACUUAUUCACAGUACAAUGAUGAAAACAUAAUAUCUCAACUAUCUUUGAGAAAUGAAAUAUUUCAUAAAUUUCAAAAUUCAACUAACAAUAUUAAGAUUAAUACAUCUGAUCAGUUCUAUGAGAAAAUUCAAACUUUAAAUUCCACUUUGCAAGAAGAUACUUAUUCUAGGUUGUUUGAUUCAUUUACAAAUGCUCAGUCUGGUCAAGAAAAUGCUGCAACGUUUAUUUUGUUUUUUUCAAUCUUGGCUAAUUCAUCAUCGGUGGUCCUAAGGUUCGUAAUAUUUAAUUUGACUGAAUAUUCUAGAUUCAAAUUUAUGAUUUCUUAUUUGGAGAAAGGUUUUGACAAGAUUUGUUCAGAAACAAAUUUGAAAAGCUCGAAAGACUUAUAUAAGUUGGUAAAAAUAGAUUUGUUAAGAAGUUGGUGGAAUUUUAAUUCAUUCGAUUCUUUCCCAGUGGAGCUAUUCAAAUAUAGUAAUUUCAACUCGUUCAUAUUUGAGAAUUAUAGAGACAUGGUGGCGGUUAUUGUUUCAACUAGACUGCAACUGCAGCAACACAGUGCUGAUCUGAUCACACUCCAAAACAUUGCUAAGGUAAAGGAGACAAAGGUUGAAGGAAUUAUUGCAGAAAGUUUAUCAAAAAUAAUACCACUUAGUUACUCAAGAGACGGUAUUAAAAAUAAAUGCUUCGAGGUUUUGAAUGGUUAUUUGCCGAACUUAAAAGAAGAAAUGAAAAAUCAGCUUCCAUUAAUUGUAUUAGAAAUCAUAAUCAAUGCGGUAGUGACAAAAGAAAGUGACUUGAAAAGAUAUUCAAAAGACACUGAACAGAUGGUCCAUUUAAUUGCAGAGGAGUCAAUUGCAAUUGAAAUUCAUUCCAGACUGUCAAUCUCACUCAAUUCAAGUAUGGAUCUAAUCACUCGAAUUAUUCAAAAGUUUCACAACGAAACCAGUCCUUUUUGGUCUUCUCAAAUGAUAUACUUUUUGAUACGAAGAGUUGGACUUUUAUUCGAAAAACAUAGCGGAAUAAUCGAGAGACAACUUGUGUUGAGACAGAUCAAAUUAAUUCUUUUAAUUGCGGGUAAUGAUUUAUUGUCGUUGGAUGUUGUGAACUUAUUAAUAUCGAUUUUGUCACCCUUGUUGAAAGAUGGUAACUUUUCCACUGAUGUUAUGAGGGUUUUCUCAUCCUUUCAAAAUUUGUAUGCGGUCGAUUUAGUUUAUUCAAAGUCUUUAGAUGCUGUUAACGCUAUGGUAGUUGCAUUGUUUGAAGCAUUAAAGAACGAUUGGAAUUUAAACUUUUCCUUCAAUACUUUGAUGAGACAAUUAAGCAGUUUUGUUGAAAAGGCGUAUACGAAAGGAAAAAGUUCAUCAAAAUUAGAUCUUGUUAAUGCUGGUAUCAAAUUGCUACAGAAUGAAGAAACUCAAUUUCAAAUUUCGAUUAUCGAAGAUUGUCUUAAGAUGCAUUGCGGUUUUGAUUGGAUUAAGCUUUGUUCAUUUUGUUUUGAUUUAGUUGAUGAUUCAAGGUCCUUCAUAUCCAAUCCUUAUGUAAUUAAGAAAUUAUUACAAAUUAGUGACUCAAAUAUGAAAAAAUUAUCUGUUCCGUUUAAAGUUUGGAUUUCAAAAUGUUUGUCCAGUCAUUACGGGAAUGCUGGUUCUAAAAAUCAAUUACUACUUAAUGAACACUUGGAAUACAAAGGUCCUUCUGAAAAGUAUUUGAAGUCCCAUUAUUUUGAAUAUGCAUUGGAAAAAUUAAUUGAAGUAAGCAAAAGUAGUAGUGCUAAUGAUGCUGCUUGUGCAGAAGCGGUAUUGGGAGUUUUGCUUGAAAGACAUCUUAAUGCAACAAAAGAAUUAUCAAAUUUGGUUAGAUUGAACUCCAUACUCGAACCUUUGAAAAGUUAUAUAUUACCAUUAAAAUUAUCAACUUGUGUUUUAUUAAAUGAUGAAUCAGAAGUUCAAUAUCUUGAUUACAGUUUGCAAGGUAUAAUUGAAGAUUUUGAGACCUUUUACGAGAUAAAUCGGGAAAAAUGGUGCUCAAAUAUAUACUUGGCAAUUUUAAAAGAGGUUGCAACUUACACAUCAUUGGGGUCGAUAAUAAGCACUUUCUCAAUUCAAGUGCCAGAAUUUGCUGCUUCUACUAUUCCAUCUUUAAUUUGUUUGUACUUGCAGCUUGGGGAAGUUAAAGCGGAAGAGCAAGUGGUGAUUGUUUUAAAUUCGUUCCCUAAAUUGAAAAAUAUUGAUCAGGCAACAAAGCAUAUCCUUUUAAAAAUAAUUCAAAGUAUACGAAUCGCUGCAAAAACUUCAAAUUUCAAACGCUUUUCCAAUGUUCUUUCCAGGAUUGAUCUUUUAGAAUUUUUCAAAAUGGCAGCAGAACUGAAAUUGUACAAAUUUGCAUACAUGAUAUUUGAAGAUAUAUACGCCGGUACUGAAGACUCUACUGAAUAUUUACAAAAUCAUUAUUCGAGUUUGCAACAAGUUUAUGAAAAUUUAGAUGAAAAUGAUUUAAUAUAUGGUUUGCCAGAAAAGACAGGGUUGGAUCAGACACUAAAAAUGAUUGCUAAUACAGCUUCAUCAGAAGUUCAAUUUCAAUACAGUAGUGCAUGUUUAGAUACGAGUUUAAAGCUUAAUUCAAGAGAUCUCAAUGACAGUUUAAUUGCUUGCAUGUCGAAUACUGGUUUGUUAGGUCUUUCUCAAAUCAUCAACAAGAAUUACAUUGGUGGUGGUGAUAAUUCUUUCGAGUGGAGCUGGAAAUUAUCACAAUGGAAUCAUCCUGUACCAAUUAAUCCCAAAGAUGAAAAUGAAAUAAUAUACAAAGUUUUAAAGCAAAUUCAUGAUUUCCCACUGGAUCAAAGAUCAAUAUGUGAUAAAUCAAUUUUAGAGAUAAUGAAUGAUAACAGGGAAUUUCAAAAUGAAGGUGCUAAAGAACACAGGGAGAGGGAUUAUAAAUGGCUCAAAUCUUUAGCAACAGUAUCUAGUGUAAAGGGCAUAAUUUGUAAUGAAUCCUAUGAAUCACAACGCUUAAUUGAACAUCUGGAUUUCAGCAUGUUUGAAGACUUAAUUCUAGCAAAGCAAGCAACAUUUCAAAUCUUAGCACAACAACAAGAUUCAACUACCGACAAUCCAGAUAAAUUAUGGUCGUCUGCUUGUAAGGAACUAGUAGACUAUAAUAACUUAGCCAGAAUUAAUAAUCAAAACCAAAAAAUGAUAUCCUCAAUGGUGAUGAUUGAUUCAAUAUGUAAAAAACUACAAAAUUCUCGAAAUCCAGAGCAUCAAAAUAUGACAAAUUUAUCAUUAUUCCAAGCAGCCCAAUCAAUGUGGAAACAAGGUAAUACUAAUGCUCCUGUUUUAAUGUUGAAAGAAUUAUAUAAUGCUGGUGGAGUAGAUAUUAAUGAUUCUCAUUUAAAAACUGAUAAAUUUUUGAUUAAAGCUAUGAUGGUUAAAUGGAUGGCUGAAUCACGUCAAGAAUUAGCUUCAACUUUAAUGGAAAGUCAAGUUUUACCAACUGCUGAAAAGGCUUUAAUACUUAAUGAACCUUUGCAACAAUCAAGAAUAUUUAGAUUGUUGGCUCAAUUUUGUGAAACUCAAUAUAAAUCAAAAUCACUAAGUGAACAUAUUGAAGGACUUGAAAAAAGAGUAAAUGAGAAACGUGAUGAGAUAGAGGAAUUAAGAACACAUUAUCAAAAUAAGGAUGUUUCUUCAGAUGAAAAAAAGGAUAUCAAUAAAUUUUAUCAUAAGUUGAAGGUAAUGUUAGCUGCAGAAGUGGCUGAUUUGAAAUAUGCAUCUGACAAUAGGAAACAAUUCUCAGUUAAAGCGGUUGAAUAUUAUCUAGAAAGUAUGACAUUUGAUGAUUUCCCUGAACAAGAUUUGGAUAAAUUUUUUGCAUUAUGGUUGGAACAAUCAAAUGAUGAUCAAUUAAAUAUUGAAAUUGAAUCAAAAUUAUUAGCUUUACCAUCAUAUAAAUUAUUAAGUUGGUGUGCUCAAUUGAUGUCCAGAUUAUCAAAAGAAAACACUCCAUUUCAAUCAAUUUUGAAAAAGUUGAUACUACAAAUGUGUAUUGAUCAUCCUCAUCAUUCAUUAUAUUUAUUAUAUUCUUUGAAGAAACAACUAAAUUUUGCAAGAAAAGAUAGAAAUAUAUUACUCGAAUCGAAAGCAUUAUCAGCUGCUGGUAUAUGGAGUGAACUAACUGAGCAGAAUCAGGCAUAUGUGCAAGAUAUUUUAAUUCCAAUCGAAAUAUUUAGUGAAGAAUGUAUCAAAUUGGCUGAGCAUAAAGUAAGUAAAAGCAAAGUUAUGAAUUUAGAUAAAUUAAGUUUUGGAAAAUAUUGGUUAAAAGAGUUACCCACUAUACCUCCACCUACAAAAAGUUUAAAAAUCGAUCCAACUAAGAAAUAUGAAAAUGUACCAGUACUAAAUAAAAUAGAAAAUAAAUUAAUUUUAGCUUCAUCAGGUUUAAGUUUACCAAAAAUUGCAACUUUUUCAUUAUCAGAUGGUUCUACUCAUAAAAUAUUAUUAAAACAUGGUACAGAUGAUUUACGUCAAGAUUCAAUUAUGGAGCAAGUAUUUGUUAAAGUUCAACAUAUAUUUGCAAAAGAUAAAGAAUGUAAUAAAAGAAGUUUAUCAAUCAGAACUUAUAAUGCAAUACCAUUAGGUCCAACUUCAGGAAUAAUUGAAUUUGUGCCUAAUUCAACUUCAUUAAUUGAUGUUAUAAGACCAUAUCAUUUAAAAUAUGAUCAAUUAAAAAUUGAAAAAGCAAGAGAAAUUAUGAAAUUAGCUCAAAAUAAAGAUAAACUUGAAAGAUUACAUGAAUUUCAAAAAAUUGAAAAUAAAAUUAAACCAGUUUUAAGAUUAUUUUUUCAAGAUAAUUUUCUAACAUCUGAUAAAUGGUUUGAAAGUAGAAUUAAAUAUACUCAUGGUGUUGCAACAACUUCAAUUGUUGGUCACAUGUUAGGAUUAGGUGAUCGUCAUUGUAAUAAUAUUUUAUUAGAUAAACAAACUGGUGAACCAAUUCAUAUUGAUUUAGGAGUUUCAUUUGAUCAAGGAAAAAGUCUUCCUAUUCCUGAAACUGUUCCUUUUAGAUUAACAAGAGAUAUUGUUGAUGGUUUUGGAAUAACCGGAGUUGAAGGAGUAUUUAAAAAAUCAUCUGAACAUACUUUAAGAGUCUUGAGAGAAAAUAAAGAUCAUAUAAUUUCAAUUUUAGAUGUUUUAAGAUGGGAUCCUUUAUAUUCUUGGUCUUUAUCACCUUUAAGAAAGAAAAGAUUACAAGAAGAUGAAGCAGGUAUUGAAUUACAACCAGAAAGAGGUGGUUCAGAAGUUGGAAGAGCUGUUUCAACUGUGGCUGAUAAAUUAGUUGCAAAUGGAUUAAGUACUGAAGCAGCAGUUAGAGAAUUAAUUCAAGAAGCUACAAAUUCUCAAAAUUUAUCAUUAAUAUAUUUUGGUUGGUGUCCAUUUUAUUAA